Molecule: messenger RNA, 495 nt
Organism: Danaus chrysippus (African queen)
Lineage: Eukaryota; Metazoa; Arthropoda; Insecta; Lepidoptera; Nymphalidae
Source: the annotation of a GenBank genome assembly
AUGAACGGACGAAACAAGACCUCGCAAAGUAGAGAAGAUCUACCGAAGGAACAAAUUAAUAUCCUCAAGAAAGCUUUCGAGGCUUUUGAUCAUGAAAAGAAAGGAUGUAUUGGCACCGUGAUGGUGGGGACUAUUCUUACAAUGUUAGGACAUCAGAUCACGGACGAUUAUCUCCAAGAAAUUAUAAAAGAAGUUGAUGUUGAUGGAUCUGGUGAACUUGAAUUUGAAGAGUUCGUAACAUUAGCUUCAAGGUUUAUGGUUGAAGAAGAUGCUGAGGCAAUGCAGCAAGAACUCAAAGAGGCAUUCCGUUUAUAUGAUAAAGAAGGUAACGGUUACAUCACAACACAAGUAUUGAGAGAAAUUCUGAGAGAACUCGACGACAAAAUCAGUGCUGAGGAAUUGGAUAUGAUGAUUGAGGAAAUUGACUCCGACGGUUCUGGAACCGUGGAUUUUGAUGGUAAGGUUAAAUUUAUUACACAUUCUAACUAUAAUUAG